AUGACAAAGACCUCUGCAGAUGCGCGCGACCCUGAUCGCAAACGAUCCUUCGAGUUUGAGGGCUUUUCGGAUGACGAACACGAAAGAGGCCGCAGCAAUAAGCGACAGGCGGUAGGCGAUGGCGUACGCACGAAUGAUGAAUACAUAGCCCUAUCUGAUUCAGUCGCCACCAAUACGAAGAUGGAGGACGCGCGCGAACAUUCAAGCCCUGCGCCCAGGGAGAUGCUUAUCGUCACCGACGCCUCACUUUCGGGCUCGGAAGUCAGAGCGGAAAGAGAGAGGCGGUCAUCACGUAGCGCUGAGACUAAGUUCGCUCCCUUGGGUGAAAAGGAGUUCCGCAUGCGCGGCUUGAUUAGGACAAGGGACGCUGGGAUCGUCAUCGGGAAGCAGGGAAGGAGCAUCAGUGGCAUCCGCCUUCAAUCCGGAGCGAGAGUGCAGAUAUCAGACUCGAUCCCCAGGGCUUCAGAUCGCGUCCUUGUGGUUACUGGCGUGAUGAACAGCGUCGCCAAAGCCUUUGCGCUGAUCGCUGCCAAGAUAGUCUCGGAAACACCAAACAACGGCGCGCCAGCAACAGACGGCUCCACUGAACUCCGGCUCCUCGUUCCGACCCAGCUGAUGGGUAUGCUGAUGGGCCGACAAUGCGAAAACAUUAAGGAUAUCAUGAAACAGUCCGCGGCACAGAUCUACGCAGAGAAUGGAUCACUGCCCAACAGCACCGAACGCGUCGUCAGCGUGUAUGGUCAUGUCGACGCGAUCCAUCUAGCUGCUUACCACAUUGGAACCGCCCUUCACGGCCAUCGCGAAGAGAUCCGCAACUUUACACCAUACAUCCCUGCUCCCCUCAGGAACUCAGACUACAUCGGAGGCGACCCGCGGGGCGGCUACCCAGCUCCCCAUUCCAGCUCGCCCCACCCGCAGCCCGGCGGCCACCAUCACCCAUCAAACCAACAAGCAAUGCACCCGGCCGCUGGCUACGGUGGUUACCCCGGCGCGCCACCCGGCCCACCCGCCGACGGGACCUACCAAGUGGUGCAAAUGUACAUCCCGAACGACAUGGUCGGCGCCGUCAUCGGCAGGCAAGGGGCGAGCAUUAACGAAAUCAGGGUCGCGAGCGGGUGCAGGGUUAAAGUUAUGAGCAACAAUAACUCGGUUCAUGCUGAAACGCUUGUUACUGUGGAGGGCAGCCCGGAGGCGAAUCAGAUGGCGUUGUAUAUGCUGUAUGCGAGAUUGGAGAGUGAGCGGGCUAGUAUGCAGAUUCGGUGA
This is a messenger RNA of Fimicolochytrium jonesii, 1263 nucleotides long. RefSeq lists its product as uncharacterized. Gene Ontology annotation, cellular component: nucleus; cytoplasm. NCBI's taxonomy places the organism in Eukaryota, Fungi, Chytridiomycota, Chytridiomycetes, Spizellomycetales, Powellomycetaceae. The transcript has a single exon. Gene Ontology annotation, biological process: regulation of gene expression; regulation of RNA metabolic process. The record is from RefSeq and is a predicted model, not a curated record. Gene Ontology annotation, molecular function: mRNA binding. Bases 1 to 1263 code for a protein of 420 amino acids.